Cottoperca gobio is the source of this 909-nucleotide messenger RNA. Its product is annotated as autophagy protein 5-like. The coding region runs from base 292 to 894 and encodes 200 amino acids. Gene Ontology annotation, biological process: protein lipidation involved in autophagosome assembly; cellular response to nitrogen starvation; piecemeal microautophagy of the nucleus. NCBI's taxonomy places the organism in Eukaryota, Metazoa, Chordata, Actinopteri, Perciformes, Bovichtidae. Gene Ontology annotation, molecular function: Atg8-family ligase activity. Gene Ontology annotation, cellular component: autophagosome; Atg12-Atg5-Atg16 complex; phagophore. The transcript is spliced from 6 exons. The record is from RefSeq and is a predicted model, not a curated record.
UAACAUCUCAGCAUCUCUGCCUCGCACACAGGAACAGUCUGUGUGUGGACAAUGAUAACGAUACCCCGGAAGCGAGCACAUCUGUUUGUUGUAAACAAGUCCGUGCUAUGUUUUCACGCGCUAAGUUAGCUUACCUAGCCCUCAAGCUAACGUCAGUUUCUGCAUUACAUCUGCGUAGUUUGACAAGCUUGGAGUUAGUUUGGAAGUGUAGCAGGAAGCUGCCCGCCACUGGACUUCGGGGACUGUGUUCGGGGGAUUAGUUCUUUAUGUGCCACUGGGAGCAGCAGCAGCAUGGCAGAUGACAAGGACGUGUUGAGAGACGUCUGGUUCGGCCGGAUCCCCACCUGCUUCAUUCUGAAUCAGGAUGAAGUUACUGAGAGAGAAGCAGAGCCCUACUAUCUGCUGUUACCCAGAGUGAGCUACCUGACUCUGGUUACAGACAAGGUGAGGAAACACUUCCACAAAGUCAUGAGGACCGAGGACGCGGAGGAGAUGUGGUUCGAGUAUGAAGGGACGCCACUGAAAUGGCACUAUCCAAUUGGAGUUCUGUUUGACCUCCAUGCGUCCAACACAGUCUUACCCUGGAGCAUCACUGUGCACUUUAAGAAUUUUCCAGAUCGUGACCUGCUCCACUGCCCGUCCAACUCUGUGAUCGAGGCACACUUCAUGUCCAGCAUCAAGGAGGCCGACGUCCUCAAGCACAAGAGCCAAGUCGUCAACGACAUGCAGAAGAAAGACCACAAACAGCUGUGGAUGGGCCUGCAGAACGAUAAGUUUGACCAGUUCUGGGCCAUGAACAGGAAGCUGAUGGAAUAUCCCACCGAGGAGGGGGGCUUCAGAUGCAUCCCCUUCAGGAUAUACCAGGUAACCUUCCUGUUCAGUUCUUGUGUCUGAGUGAAGCUGGAGUGU